AUGAGACGAAAUGAGGAUAUAAAGAUCCACGUUUCUUAUAAAGACCUUGAGAAAUUAUUUAACCAGUUGGUACCUUUUUUAUCUCAAAAUCCUAUUAGAAAACAUGAAAAUAUGGCUUUAUCAUUUGGUAAAAUCAUUAGAUAUACGAUUGUAAAGUCAGUCCCAUACUACAAACACAGUUAUCUAUUCGUGGAUGUUUUGAACCAUGUUUUGGAUAAAAAAUUCGGCCCCUCAUGUUGUUCAAAAGAUUUUUAUGAAACUUUUUGUGACAAAUAUUCUCCAAAUGGCCGGGAGCUUUUUCAAGGAUUUGUCAAAAGAUGUUUAGAUGGCAAUUGUUAUGUUUUUGAUGAUUAUACACUUUUCAAACCUGAAACCGACCAGGAUGAGAACGCUGUCCAAGAAACUAAUGUGGAUGCGGCUACUGCGGAACCAGCUGGUUCCGGCCAUGAGGUUGGGAUUAAGGCUGGACCUGAACAAGUUAUAUCGAAUUAUAUACUUCCAAACUUGAGUGAGGUAAAUUUGGUGUUCUAUCUACUGAAACAUACAAAUUUUAAGUACGGUAAAUUUUCAUCAUUUUUCACAAACAGAACAAGACCAAGGGCUGAAAUUAAGUACAUGACACCAAGACUAAUGUAUGUUAAUAAGAUUAAGUUUCAAGUUCCAAAUGAAACUCAUGAAAUAAUACAGAAAUUCUUAUACUAUAGCGCUAUUUACUUCGUGAAAACGUACAGGGAAACCUGGAUUACUAGAGGCGCCAGGCACUUUGCUAACUGGGACGUAAAGCCAAAACUAAGAGAGUACCUUUUAGGCAUUGGAAACGGUAGACCUUUGGUUAUUGAACAAGAAGAAAUUGAAAAGAUUAUCCCCAAGUUUAAGGAAUAUCUUUUAAAUUCUUACUAUAGAAAUCAUCCCAGAAGGGUUGAUAAUUACGUUGGUAAAAUGGAUGAAGUUUUAACGGCAUAUUAUAACGACAGUUCGGGGGAUAUAUGUUGUUGUAGUAAACCUUGUAUUGAAUGCCAGUAA
Theileria parva strain Muguga is the source of this 1023-nucleotide messenger RNA. RefSeq lists its product as uncharacterized. The coding region runs from base 1 to 1023 and encodes 340 amino acids. Lineage: Eukaryota; Apicomplexa; Aconoidasida; Piroplasmida; Theileriidae. The transcript has a single exon. The record is from RefSeq and is a predicted model, not a curated record.